Oryza brachyantha (malo sina) is the source of this 1551-nucleotide messenger RNA. Its product is annotated as alcohol dehydrogenase-like 2. Gene Ontology annotation, cellular component: cytosol. NCBI's taxonomy places the organism in Eukaryota, Viridiplantae, Streptophyta, Magnoliopsida, Poales, Poaceae. The transcript has 10 exons. Gene Ontology annotation, biological process: formaldehyde catabolic process. Bases 108 to 1280 code for a protein of 390 amino acids. Gene Ontology annotation, molecular function: S-(hydroxymethyl)glutathione dehydrogenase [NAD(P)+] activity; zinc ion binding. The record is from RefSeq and is a predicted model, not a curated record.
GACGAGGCUGGAGUAGUAGCGGCUAGCCUACAGCAAGAAGCAGCAGCUGCUGCCAACACCAAGCAGGCGAAAGAGAUAGACAGGGAGAGCGAGCGCGUGUUUCCCAGAUGGAGCAGAUGAACACUGCUGCUGCAAAGCCCAUCAGAUGCAGAGCGGCGGUGAGCAGGGUGGCCGGGCAGCCGCUGGUGAUGGAGGAGGUGGAGGUGGCGCCGCCGCGGGCGCACGAGGUCCGCAUCAAGAUCCUCUGCACCUCCAUCUGCCAUACGGACAUCACCUUCUGGCGCAUGGAAGGCAUUCAUCCGUCCAUCUUUGGUCAUGAAGCAGUCGGCGUUGUAGAGAGCGUGGGGGAGCACGUGCAGGAGGUGUCCGCGGGCGACAUGGUGGUGCCGGUGUUCACGGCGCAGUGCAGCGAGUGCCCCGACUGCCUCUCCGACCGCAGCAACCUCUGCUCCAAGCUGCCCAACCUCCCCGGCGGCAUGCCGCGCGACGGCACGACGCGCUUCUCCUCCGCCUCCACCGGCGACCCCAUCCGCCACUUCAUCGGAGUCUCCAGCUUCACCGAGUACACCGUCGUCGACGUCACCCACGUCGUCAGGCUCCCCGCCGCCUUCCCGCCGGCGAUGGCCUGCCUCCUCAGCUGCGGCGUCUCCACCGGUGUUGGCGCGGCGUGGAAGGUGGCGGCGGUGGAGCCCGGCUCGAGUGUCGCGGUGUUCGGACUGGGCGCCGUGGGGUUAGCGGUUGCUCAAGGGGCCAGGAUGCGUGGGGCUAAGAGGAUUAUUGGCGUGGACCUGAACGCCGACAAGUUCGAGAUUGGGAAGAGGUUGGGCAUCACCGACUUCGUCAAUCCGAAUGAUACCGGCGGGAAGACCGUCAGCGAGGUCAUCAAGGAGAUGACCGGCGGCGACGGCGCCGACUACUGCUUCGAGUGCAUCGGCUCGGCCUCGGUCAUGGCGGAGGCCUUCCAAAGCUCGCGAAUGGGGUGGGGGAAGACGAUCCUGCUCGGCGUGGUCAGCAACGCGGCGCCGAUCGCCAUACCGCCGCGCGACAUCCUCCGGGGAAGAUCGGUCGUCGGCUCGCUCUUCGGCGGGAUCAAACCCAAGAACGACAUCCCGAUGCUGGCCCAGAAGUACCUGCACAAGGAGCUGGAGCUGGAGGAGUUCGUGACGCACCAGAUGGGGUUCGACGAGAUCAACGGGGCGUUGGAGCUGCUCACGCAGGGGAAGAGCCUCCGGUGCAUCAUCUGGAUGGACGGCGCGAGGGAGAACGGGCGUGCGACGUGAGCGAUCCGACCAUCGAUGCCCCCCCAGCCGCCGCUACCCGUCCAUCCGAUCCGUCGCGGUCUCGUGGAUAUCGUGGGAAUUAGAACGGGUGGAUGGAUGGAUGGUGCAUUGGUGCCUCUGCCUCCUCGCUGUCGUGCGUAACUCGUACAGUCGUGUUGAUUUGGACGUUCGGUACCUGAAGCCUGUCUGCUCUGCUUGGAAAAUGCGCCUCGUGGCGACGGUGUACAGCUCUCGAUUAAUAAAUUAUGUGUUGAUUUUUUCCGGAUCGUCA